AUGCAGGGUAGAAGAAGCCGAAGAACAUUUAAGUUCCCUUUUGCCAAGUGUCCUCGACCUAAUAGAGCUAUCCAGCCCACUGGCCACUCGCUGUGGCUCCUCCCGCACACCUGGCCAACGCAACAGCGCCACCUGCAACCGAAUACCCUACACCAUACCCUUGCGCUGUGCGCGGCAGCAGCAGCAUUUGAACUUGCGCGGCUGCUCUCUGUUGCAGCGCACACGGACGAGGUGGCGUGGGGCGUGGCGGGCGGGGCGGCCCUGCUGCUGCUCUUGGUGGGGCUCGUGCUGUACCGCAACUGGCGCUACGAGCAGCAGCUCGACUCGCUGCUCUGGAAGCUCGACUACCGCGACAUCCAGCAGCUCGAGGUCAACCGCACAUGCAGGAGGCGUUUCCGGCAUGCUGAUGUAAAUGACUCUGCGCAGGCGGUGCGCACGAGCCAGGUGUCGCUGAGCUCGAACCCGGGCGAGCUGGAGUUCCGGUACGGCCAGCUGUACGCGGCCGUGGGCAUCUACCGCGGGCGCGCGCUCGCCGUCAAGAAGGUGCGCAAGCGCAGCAUCGACAUCACGCGCGCCAUGAAGAAGGAGCUGAAGCUCAUGCGGGACCUUCGACAUGAUAACAUCAACGCCUUUGUGGGAGCUUGUACCGAACCUCCAAAUAUCUGCAUUGUAACAGAGUACUGUUCACGAGGAUCUCUCAAGGACAUUUUGGAAAAUGAAGAUGUGAAGUUAGACAAUAUGUUUAUUGCCUCGUUGGUUGGAGACAUUAUACGAGUA
Gryllus bimaculatus (two-spotted cricket) is the source of this 777-nucleotide messenger RNA. The record is from the annotation of a GenBank genome assembly. Lineage: Eukaryota; Metazoa; Arthropoda; Insecta; Orthoptera; Gryllidae.